Molecule: messenger RNA, 1706 nt
Organism: Dicrocoelium dendriticum
Lineage: Eukaryota; Metazoa; Platyhelminthes; Trematoda; Plagiorchiida; Dicrocoeliidae
Source: the annotation of a GenBank genome assembly
UUGCCACCUUCGAUCGACUGGCUUGUUCAAACGCUUCGCACACAACUGUGGAACUGCUCGAUCUGGCGAGUUGGCAAGAUGCCUUCUGUUCAACCCAGGUUUACGGAGUAUUUACCGGAAGGAAAACUGAAGGAACUAAGGGAUAUAGCCAAUGCUUUAGUGGCUCCAGGAAAAGGUCUAUUAGCUGCAGACGAAAGCGUCCCCACCAUGGGAAAGCGACUCAAGUCUAUCAAUGUGGAAAACACCGAAGAGAAUCGGCGCGCUUACAGACAACUGUUGUUCUCAACUGAUCCCUCCUUGGCCAAGAACAUAUCAGGUGUAAUCCUUUACCACGAGACCUUGUAUCAAAAGGCAGAAGACGGAACUCCACUUGUGCGAUUACUCCAGGAUCGUGGAAUUAUUCCCGGAAUCAAAGUGGACAAGGGUACUGUGUCCUUACCAGGCACUCCUGAAGAAUACACAACCCAAGGCCUCGACGGACUCGGUGACCGUUGUGCGCAAUAUAAGAAGGAUGGAUGUCACUUCGCUAAGUGGCGCUGUGUGUUAAAAAUCUCCGAUCGCACACCAAGUUAUUUAGCAAUGAAAGAGAACGCGGACGUCUUGGCGAGAUAUGCGGUGAUUUGUCAGCAGAAUGGUCUUGUACCAAUCGUGGAACCAGAAAUUCUCCCUGACGGCAAUCACGAUUUGUACACUGCUAUGCGAGUUACUGAAGAUGUACUGUCUUUCACAUACAAAGCUCUGCACGAUCAUCACGUCUACCUUGAGGGAACCUUACUGAAGCCUAAUAUGGUGACUGCCGGGCAAUUACACAGCCAGAAGUACAGUGUAGAACAAAAUGCCGUGGCGACUAUCCAAGCGCUGCAGCGAACCGUACCUCCAGCAGUUCCAGGAAUAGUAUUUUUAUCUGGCGGCAUGUCCGAAGUAGAAGCCACUCAGAACUUGAACGCAAUCAACUGUAUCCCUGGCCGCAAACCAUGGGCUUUGUCUUUCAGUUUCGGGCGCGCCCUUCAAGCAUCCGUCAUUCAAACCUGGGAUGGACAAAAAGCAAAUGUAAUUAGUGCUCAACAAGAAUUUCUCAAACUCGCGCAGGCAAACGGAGCUGCCUCACUAGGAAAAUUCGAAGGCAAUCUACAAACCGUCGCUGGUGGACAAUCAUUGUUUGUGGCGAAUCACGUAUACUGAACCAGACAUCCUACGCAAGGAAGUGAUGCUAAAGAAUAUAUAUGGAUUAAGGAAUACGCUGACCAGACAAUUCUUUUUGGGACUGUUUUUCACGUGGCUUUUGCUUUGAGGACGCGUGUUGUUUUGGCUAAUUAAAACGACACGGCGCAAUAUAACGGUAUUUAGUUCUGACAUUCCAUGCAGCUACUUGAGAAAGCAUACCACCUACCAAAAAUAUGCAAAUGAAAUGAAAGGAUGACAUGCAGUGUGAUAUAUUGCAAGAGACAUGACUGCAUUUCAAAAUUCAGAUAGGUGCAGAGUAGCUUUUAUUUUGAAUUGUAAAUUUGCUUUUUUUGUCCUGGCUAUAAAUUAACGAUCCCGAUAGAGAUGCUAGGUGUAGCAAGCAAUGCGAUCAAGCAAUGUACACAAGCUGAGGCUCUAAGAAGGCCGUUGCUUGCAUCAAACAAUCGCACCCAACAUGCAAUUCAGUUUUCCGCCCCGAUCACGUAAUUGUACAAUGGGCUAAUAAUUUAACUUGGUAUUUG